This is a messenger RNA of Drosophila novamexicana, 1231 nucleotides long. RefSeq names its product dolichyl-phosphate beta-glucosyltransferase (gene wol). Lineage: Eukaryota; Metazoa; Arthropoda; Insecta; Diptera; Drosophilidae. Gene Ontology annotation, cellular component: endoplasmic reticulum membrane. The record is from RefSeq and is a predicted model, not a curated record. The transcript has 4 exons. Bases 129 to 1109 code for a protein of 326 amino acids.
CUAUCAGCUGCCAACUAACGCAAAGUUGGCACAAAAUACGUGGCUUUAUUUUCGUAUUUUCGCGCUAAUUCAAAUAGUUAUGUUAACCCAAAGAUAGCCGUUAGUUAAAUUAACAUUCAGCUGUCAAAAUGCUGGCCCUACUGCUGCAGCUGUGCGGCUACCUAUUGGGAUUAACCGCUCUAGCCGCGUUCCUGACGAUUAUUGUUUUGCUGUACAAAACGCAACCGUAUCCGAACAUAAAGCGCUACAAGGAUGAGAAGUUCUAUUUGGAUCCCGAAACGAUCAAAACAAUUGCAUUUCCCAGUUUGGACGACCCGCCCACCUUGGAGCUGAGCGUCAUUGUGCCGGCUUACAAUGAGCAGCAGCGCCUGCCCGCCAUGUUGGACGAGUGCAUGGCCUUUCUGGCACAAAAGUCGCAACUGCAGCCCGACUUUAGCUACGAGGUGAUUGUGGUCAGCGACGGCAGCAGCGAUGCAACGGUUUCCGUUGCGCUGAAAUACUCCAAGAUCCAUGGCGCUGAUAAGUUUCGUGUGCUGGAGCUGGUGGAGAAUCGCGGCAAGGGCGGCGCCGUACGGCUGGGCAUGCUAAGCGCGCGCGGUCGUCAGCUGCUCUUCGCGGACGCGGACGGUGCCACCAAGUUUGCCGACUAUGAUAAGCUGGCCGAGGCGUUGUCCAGCCUGGCGCCCGAAUGGCGACACGAUGGCAUUGCCAUUGGGUCACGUGCUCAUCUGGAGGAUGAAUCGAUUGCUACGCGCAGUUUUCUCCGCACCAUACUGAUGCACGGCUUUCAUACGCUUGUCUGGAUUUUUGCCGUGCGCUCUGUCCGGGACACCCAGUGCGGCUUUAAGCUUUUUACGCGUUCCACAGCGCGCAAACUAUUCAAUAGUCUGCAUGUGCAGCGCUGGGCCUUUGACGUGGAGCUGCUUUAUCUGGCCGAGCGUCUGCAGUUGCCCAUGUCGGAGGUGGCUGUGCGAUGGACCGAAAUUGAGGGCUCGAAAUUGUCGCCGUUCUGGUCAUGGUUACAAAUGGGCAUUGAUUUGUUCAUGAUCUGGCUGAGAUAUAUGGUGGGUGCUUGGCGGGUUGCUGCUAGCCAGAAGAAGGAGAAUUGAUAGAUGAAACGUCGAACCUAGUGCUAAGGGCGCGCAUUUAAUUGUGUAAUUGCUUUUGUUCACUAAAAACUAAAACUAAAUAACUUAUUAAAUUAAGUGCACAGUAUUUUAAAAAUCUUGAA